This is a messenger RNA of Eucalyptus grandis, 3608 nucleotides long. Its product is annotated as 3-ketoacyl-CoA synthase 1. The transcript has a single exon. NCBI's taxonomy places the organism in Eukaryota, Viridiplantae, Streptophyta, Magnoliopsida, Myrtales, Myrtaceae. Gene Ontology annotation, biological process: fatty acid biosynthetic process. The coding region runs from base 396 to 2069 and encodes 557 amino acids. Gene Ontology annotation, molecular function: acyltransferase activity, transferring groups other than amino-acyl groups. The record is from RefSeq and is a predicted model, not a curated record. Gene Ontology annotation, cellular component: membrane.
ACCUAGGAAACGAGCGUGUCCACAUGAAGAAUGCCUCAUAAAUUUGGCAAGCAGGUCGACACACUCUUCCGUUGGUAGUUGAACAGCAAUUGAUACUCGAAACUACUCGCCAUUAAGUCACGGCUUAUCAUCAACAGCUUUCUUCCAAUAAAUACUCCGCAGGACAGGACAGCCUCUCAACGAAACAUCCGCAUUACGACUUGGGAGUGAAGGCCUUCAGAUCAAAGGCGGGGAGGUCCCUCUCAACCGAAACCUAACAACGUGAGCCAAGCGGGGAUUGCCUUCCUUGGCCUCCUCCCUCGUAUUAUAAAAGCGUUGGCUGCUGCACCUGGCACGAGCACAAACAAAGAGAGGAGGAGAGAUCGUUUCCACAUUCUCUCAACCCCCGAGCUCUGAUGGAGGAACGUCCUAGAGGGAGAGAUAUGGACAGCAUUGAGAUUCUGGACAACGAGAGACUCACGGCGGAGAUGGCCUUCGACAAGGACUCCUCCUCCGCCGUCAUCAAAAUCCGACGGAGCUUGCCGGACUUCCUCCAGUCCGUGAAGCUCAAGUACGUCAAGCUAGGAUAUGGCUACUCCUGCGACCUCGCCCCCGUACUUAAGUUCGUCCUCCUCCUCCCUCUCGUCCUGGCCAUCGUCAUUCAUCUCACCGGCCUGGACCAGGCCCACCUCUCCGAGGUGUGGAGAAGCCCGGCUGCCGUGCUGGACAGCAUCGACGCGUCCAUGGCGAGAGCCUGCUCCGGGCUCUUCUUGCUGCUCCUCGUGCUGUACGUGUCGAAGCGUACCAGGCCGGUGUAUCUGGUGGACUUCGCGUGUUACCUACCGGAGGACGAGCGGAAAAUGUCCGUGGAGUCGUUCCUGCAGAUGAGCGAGGAAAGCGGGGCGUUCGAGGAGGACACGCUCCAGUUCCAGAGGCGGAUCUCGAGCAGGUCCGGCCUAGGGGACGAAACUUACUUCCCUAGAGGGAUCACGUCUAAACCCCCGAACCUGUGCAUGGAGGAGGCGCGGUUGGAGGCGGAGGCCGUCAUGUUCGGGGCAGUGGACGCGCUGUUGAAAAAGACGGGGGUGAAGACGGAGGACGUGGGGAUACUGGUGGUGAACUGCAGCUUGUUCAACCCAACGCCGUCGCUGUCGGCCAUGAUCGUGAACCACUACAAGCUGAGGACGGACAUAAAGAGCUACAACCUAGGGGGGAUGGGAUGUAGCGCCGGCCUCAUAUCCAUAGACCUGGCCCAGAACCUGCUGAAAGCCAACCCGAACACCUACGCGCUAGUGGUGAGCACCGAGAACAUCACCCUCAACUGGUACUUCGGCAACGACAAGUCGAUGCUGCUGUGCAACUGCAUAUUCCGCAUGGGUUGCGCCGCCGUGCUCCUCUCCAACAGGGGCCGGGACCGGGGGCGCUCCAAGUACCAGCUGGUGCACACGGUGCGGACCCACCGCGGGGCGGACGACCGGAACUACCGGUGCGUGUACCAGAAGGAGGACGGGCAAGGGACGGUGGGGGUGUCGCUGGCCAAGGAGCUGAUGACGGUGGCAGGGGAGGCCCUCAAGAUCAACAUAACAACGCUGGGGCCGCUGGUGCUGCCGUGGACGGAGCAGUUCAAGUUCUUCGUGACGCUGGUGAGGAGGAAGGUGAUGGGGGCCAAGGUGAAGCCCUACAUCCCGGACUUCAAGCUGGCCUUCGAGCACUUCUGCAUCCACGCGGGCGGGAGGGCGGUGCUAGACGAGAUACAGAAGAACAUGCAGCUCAGCGACCGCCACAUGGAGCCGUCCCGGAUGACGCUCCACCGCUUCGGCAACACGUCCAGCAGCUCCCUCUGGUACGAGCUGGCCUACGCCGAGGCCAAGGGCCGGGUCCGGAGCGGGGACAGGGUCUGGCAGAUCGCCUUCGGGUCCGGUUUCAAGUGCAACAGUGCCGUCUGGAAGGCGUUGAGGGGCACCUCCGCCAGCGAUUGCGGACCCAACAAUCCCUGGCUCCACUGCAUACAUAGGUACCCUGUGCCUGUGCCCACGGGCUCCGCCACUGAAACGACAAAAAGUGUAGCCAGAUCCCACACGUCCUCCUGAUCCAUUCUCAAAAGCGUCAAAACACUAGCCGUGCAUUUCAGACUCAAUUAGGUGGGGGACCAGGACCUACUCUCUCCCUCUAUCUGCAUCUAUUAUUACCAAAUGUUGUAUUCAUUCAAAAAAGAGAAAAAAAAAAAAAGCCUGGUGAACGUACGAUUGGGUUAGUGAUUUUCCAAAAGCAGGGGCGAGAUUUGAUUAUAUCGCGUCAAUGGAUUGGAAAACAAAUAGGGACGAACAUAUGGCCAUCCGUGUUAGGAGGACGACUGAGAAUGGAAGUCAUCAUGAAAAGAAACGAUAUUUCCGUCGUUCAAUCUCUCUGUUUUUCGUACUUAAAUUUGCCUCUACCUCCGGCAAAGUUGAGAAUCUCUCGUGACUACGAAAGAUCUUGUCCGUGAAUCUGUCAUUUUCGAUUUCAUCUGUCAUCCUUCCUCUCAUGUGCCUUACCCAGCCAUGCGGCGAAAAUCUUGCCUUUAGUCUCGAUUUUCAUUCUGAUGGUGAAAUGGCUGGUGUAAACAGUUCUAAGAAUUUGAUUCUGUCUCACGUGAAUCCGGGGACACGACAGUUUUUUAACUUUUGUGGCCUCAACCAUGUACGACGGGUUAGCAUCGCUCCUCUUCAUAGAAUGGACUAAAUCUUAGAUAAGAACUUGACUGAAAUUGUACUAUGGAGUGAUUAUAUAGACUUUCGCCUCCCGAACGGACUGAAACAUACUAUUCGAAUUUCAAAGGAAUGCCAUAAAUAUCCGGGUGAUGUUAAAUGGCCUCGAAUACCAUUGGUUAAAGCAGUGGGCUUCCAGGAAAGCUAUGCGCAUCUCAACUAGGGAUGGUAAAUGGAUUUGGAAGGACAGAAUUUUGAGAGGGGCCCCCAGAAUGAGAUAUUUGAUUUGGGGGGCCAAUUCUCACAAGACUAACCACAACCACACGACGCCUGCUUUGGGAUUCUGCAUAUAUAAAUAUGUUGGGGGUCAGCUGAGAGACGUGGAAUCGGAAUUGCGAGGAAGAUGAAAUGUGGGGCGUGCCUGACUCCGCCACUGCGGGUGGUCCUCCCCACACCACCAGCUGCUGCUGUUUCAGCCUCUCGUUUAGGCAGCGGCACCACCACACUAGCCAUCUCCGCCAACCACUCUGAUCGAGCUGGCGGCGAUGAUGUAGAGGGGAUGAGCGGGUCAGUCGUGCUCCGGGCCCUCGAGAAAGCAACCGCCCAUAAGAUGAGUAAGAAGAAGAAGAAGAUGAAGAAGAUGGAGAAGGAGAAGACGAACCAGUUAGGAGGAGUGGCAUCUCCGGCCGAGAGAUUGGAAGACGUGAAGCCCCUGCGCAUCGACUCUGGCUGGGCGGCACGCUUGGACAAGCUCGAGGAGCGGCUCAACCAUCUCUCUCGCCUCCUCUGACUGACUGCACAGAUGAAAUAUGGAUGCAAAACGCAGUCUGUAACAUCCCAACGUUUGGACAAUAUAGAAAGACGGGUUAGCAUCUUCCGAUGCGGAGGCUCUCUUCGCAUUCCCAACCUACUAUGUUUAUGCAACCUUUUGUUUCCACGUAA